UUCACUCUCUCACUUCCAGACUAGUCCAACACUGAACAUGGUAACUGAGGGAGCUAAUAUCUAAACUAGGAUUUAAAGAAAAUAAGUUAAAAGCUUAAAAAUGAGUGGAAUAGGGAGCUAUCCUUACUCUCUGAUGGGAUACAGUUACUCCCCCUAUCUUCAGAACCUUCAGUUACAACCUGGUUUACUCAACCAGCAGCAGGCACAACCACAACAAACCUUACAGUCCGUCCCGACAUACGGAGCAAAUAUUUACAACGGUCAACCUGUGGGGGCCAUUCAAGCCAGUAGUUUAUUACAACAACAGUUCCAAGGCCUUGGAACACAACCAGCUGGUCAUCCAGGAACACAGAAGGUUGAAAGUGUUCCUGCUGUUCCGUCCCAUGUUGAACCUCCUGUAGAUGAGACUCCUGAGAAUAAGGAUGAAUAUAUCCAGGAACUGAUCAAGGAACGGGAAACUAUUGAGAAUAGUUCUGUGAGUAAUCUAUCCAAGUCUCAUGUGUUGAGAUUACUAAACCAAGAGAUCAGUAGACUUCAAGGAGGAGGGGUAUUUUAUGGAGAUGAUGUCAAGUUUCUGGAUGUUUACAGAGAAAAGUGUACUAGAGCUACCAUUCGAGUACUAGUUCCUCUUAGGGAGCAUCCAAAGUUUAAUUUUGUUGGUAAGCUUCUGGGUCCAAAGGGUAACUCGUUGAAAAGGUUGCAGGAGGACACCCUCACGAAGAUGGCAGUGCUGGGGAGGGGUAGCAUGAGGGACAGGGAGAAGGAGGAGGAGCUAAGGGGGUCAGGAGACCCUAAAUAUGGGCAUCUACAGGAAGAACUACACGUUGAAAUCACUGCGUACGCUCCCCCGGCAGAAGCGUACGCACGGCUUGCGUUUGCUCUGACGGAGGUCAGGAAAUAUUUGAUCCCAGACAGUAAUGAUACCAUCAGACAACAACAAAUGCGGGAACUUGAGAUACUCACAACCGGCAUGCCUGGAAUGCCCGGCAUGCCCCAAGGCUUAGUCCAAGGUAUUCCGGGCAUGGUCCCUGUUGACCCAACCUCCCAGCUACAGCUGAUGACCUCCCCGUCCAUCUUGAUGCCCUCUCAUGGUUACCAUAUUCCUCUACUUCCUACUCCACCCCUGGAUACUCCUCCCUCUCCAACUAUCUCAGCUCAGCCCACCAAGUAUGAGCAUGAAGAUAGUGUUGACCAUGAAUCUGUUUACAAGGAUAAAUCCAAAGGAAAAUCUCGAAAGUUCUCUCCGUACUGAAACAAUAAUGUAUAAAAACCAAUUCUAAGGAAUGAUGUGAUAACAGAUUAUUAAAAUAUUAUUAUUAAUACUCCCUAGCUCUCCAUACAACCUGAUACACUCUAGAAUAAUCUAUAUUAUUUACUGGGAAUAAUUGAUCUACUGCAGCCUGCAGGACAGCAUCAGGGGACCCUUCUUUAGAUAGAAAACGUCUAGGUUUAAUCAAAUUUGUUUCAAUUCUAAAGAAAACAAGAUAAAAACCAAUCUAGUUGAGAGGAAAAUAAAAGAUGGGCUGAAGCCAAGGAUUCUGAAGACUGGGUCCAAUAAUCUAGAUCUGGAUCAAACACAAAAUUCUAGAGUAAACACAGAUCUUCCGGAGACCGUCCAACAUUUGCAUAAAAAA
This is a messenger RNA of Eurytemora carolleeae, 1634 nucleotides long. Its product is annotated as KH domain-containing, RNA-binding, signal transduction-associated protein 3. The transcript has 4 exons. Gene Ontology annotation, cellular component: nucleus. Gene Ontology annotation, biological process: regulation of alternative mRNA splicing, via spliceosome. Bases 101 to 1252 code for a protein of 383 amino acids. NCBI's taxonomy places the organism in Eukaryota, Metazoa, Arthropoda, Copepoda, Calanoida, Temoridae. Gene Ontology annotation, molecular function: mRNA binding. The record is from RefSeq and is a predicted model, not a curated record.